Bradysia coprophila is the source of this 1322-nucleotide messenger RNA. RefSeq names its product mitochondrial substrate carrier family protein ucpB-like. NCBI's taxonomy places the organism in Eukaryota, Metazoa, Arthropoda, Insecta, Diptera, Sciaridae. The record is from RefSeq and is a predicted model, not a curated record.
AAGUAUAAAUUCAGUUCACAAUUGUAUCUCUUGCGAGAAGGGUGCAUCACUGUACCGAGCACUUUAUGUACACAGUGAUACGCGUCUUUACAAUUUUGAUAUGGCUUCACAAUCCAACACAACAUCUUCUCCGAAAUCGAACGAACUUCUUCGGUUCUUUUUCGCCAGUUCCUCUCAAGGUUUCGCUGGUUUUGUUACAAAUCCUAUAGAUGUGAUUAAGACCCGAAUGCAAGUGGAUGGAGAGUUGAAGAAAACGCAAAAUGUCGGCGAACAAAUGCAGAGCCGUUACUACAAGGGUUUCGUUCGCGGAUCGCUUCGCAUAAUGCGAGAGGAGGGUUUUUCUGGACUGAUGCGCGGUGCCGUUCCUGGGACAUUAAGAGAUGUUACUUACUCGGGCAUGAGGAUUUACCUGUACGAGCCGUUUAAAAACGUAUUCGGAGGUGGUGUUCAUCUUCACGAGAAAAUUUUGGCUGGCAUCUGCUCAGGCGGCAUAUCGAGUUUUGUCGCUACUCCGCUAGAUGUCGUAAAAAUCCGUCUUCAAGUCAAAGGUGAACGACGUUACCGUAGCUUAACACACGGUCUAAUUGAUGUUGGCAGAAAUGAAGGCAUUGCUGGACUGUACAAAGGCUGGGCGCCAACGAUGAUCCGUGCCGCUGUCAUCACCGGCAGUCAAGUAGCAUCGUACGAUCAAAUUAAAAGAUUCCUAAUCGAACGAGACUACAUGAAUGAAGGUUUGGCUUUGCAUACGGUAGCGUCAUUCUGUGCAGGUCUCAUUGCUACAAUAACAACGUCACCCGUCGAUGUCAUCAAAACUCGGUAUCAGAAUACGCCCGCCCACUUGGGCAUAUACUCCGGUGUCUUCGAUUGUUUUGUUAAAUCGGUUAAGGCGGAAGGUGUGUUCGGUUUGUACAAAGGUUUUCUGCCGAAUUGGAUGCGCCUUGGACCGCAUUCAGUUAUUUCACUGUUGAUGUACGAUAACAUGUGCAUUGCUUUCGGAUUGAAACCGAUUUGAUUGACAUAAUUGUAACUCCGUAAAGUGAACUCAAUAUAAACAGAAUUCCGACCCGAAAUCUUAGACAUUUUGAUUAUAUUGAUCGACGAUACACACCGUUGGUCCAUGCAUUUAAACACGACAUUACAGUGAAGGGAAUCCAUUUAUUUUCAUGUGUUCAUUUCGACAGACAAAAAAAAGUUUUUUUUUAAAAAAGGAAAGUGAUUUGAUCCCAUGAUCCAUGACUAUGUGCUAAUCUCAUAACAAAACGGAAAAUUCGAAAUGCAUCUCUUCCACCCAUUUUUGUAUUUUACGUUAUUGCAACUUAAGC